AUGGGUCGUGUCAUCAGAGCUCAACGUAAGGGAGCAGGUUCCAUCUUCAAAUCCCACACCCACCACCGCAAGGGUCAAGCCAAGUUCCGUAGCCUCGACUACGGCAAGAGAAAUGGAUACCUUAAGGGCGUCGUGAUGGAGAUCAUCCACGAUCCUGACCGUGGUGCGCCGUUAGCUCGCGUCACGUUCCGUCAUUCUUUCCGUUACAAGAAACAAAAGGACCUCUUCGUCGCCGCCGAAGGAAUGUACACUGGACAGUUCUUAUACUGCGGUAAGAAAGCCACUCUCGUUGUCGGAAAUGUUCUCCCACUUAGAGCUAUCCCUGAAGGAACUGUUGUCUGUAACGUCGAGCAUCAUGUCGGUGAUCGUGGUGUGCUCGCUAGAGCUUUUGGUGAUUACGCUAUCGUUAUUGCACACAACCCUGACAAUGAUACGACAACGAUCAAGUUGCCAUCUGGUUCCAAGAAGAUUGUUCCGAGUGGGUGCAGAGCUAUGAUUGGUCAAGUUCGUGGUGUGGCUAUGAAUCCAGUGGAGCAUCCUCAUGGAGGAGGUAACCAUCAGCACAUUGGUCACGCGAGUACGGUUAGAUUUGAUGAACCACCUGGACAGAAGGUUGGUCUUAUUUCUGCUAAAAGGAUUGGUCAUCUCAGAGGUCAAGCUGCUGCAUCUGCUGCCAAGGCUGAAUAG
Messenger RNA from Eruca vesicaria subsp. sativa (arugula), 687 nucleotides. NCBI's taxonomy places the organism in Eukaryota, Viridiplantae, Streptophyta, Magnoliopsida, Brassicales, Brassicaceae. The record is from the annotation of a GenBank genome assembly.